CAGAAGUAAAACCGGUUUACUUUUAGUUGUACUUCCUCGUUUCAUUCACUCAGGCAAAGGGUUCCUCCUUAUCAUUUCAGUUCUGAGAGACAGCCUACAGGUAGUUAAACAAAAAGGUCGCAUUAUUGCCAAAACACAGGGUUAAGACUUAAGCUGCUCUUCGCUAUCCACUGGUGGUCGGUGUAAAACAAACAGAACCAGCAUGCUGGGACAGCAGGCAGAUCGGGUCAUGGCGCUCGGUGAAUGGGAGGAACGCUGGCAACAGGACAGAAUUGGCUUCCAUCAGCCUGAAGUGCACAAGAUGCUGGAGAACAAUAUUGAUAAAGUUCUUAAUGGACGAACAGGAGUUCGCUUCUUCUUCCCUCUGUGUGGGAAAGCAGUAGAUAUGAAGUGGCUAGCAGACUUGGGCCAUUCAGUGGUUGGAGUGGAGAUAUCUGAAAAGGCUAUUCAGCAGUUUUUUGAGGAGAACAACAUGACGUACAGUGAGGAGCCUGUGCCUGCUAUACCUGGAGCAAAGGUUUACAAGAACUCAGAGAAGAACAUCUCCCUGUAUCAAUGUAACCUGUUUACCUUCUCCAGUUCCAUUGAAGGUCAGUUUGGAGCAAUUUGGGACAGGGGCUCGCUCGUGGCCAUCAACCCAGGAGACAGAGAAAAGUAUGCUGAUCUCAUCAUUUCUCUGAUGGCUAAAGACUGCAGAUACCUUCUGGACACUCUUCUGUACAAUCCUGAUUUAUAUCAAGGUCCUCCCUUUUUUGUGCCCGAUGAGCAAGUACACAGCCUGUUUGGGAGCAGCUGUGACAUAGAGUUGCUGCACUCAGAGGAUGCUCUGACAGACAAACAGCGAAAAUGGGGCCUGGAUAAAUUUACUGAAAAUGUGCACCUCAUCACACCAAAGAGCAAUUAAAGACUAGCUUCGGUGUUUCGAGAAAGCAGAUCCUGUCAGUCACAGGUAGAAAAAGUAAAGUGGAAAUCAAAGUGCCUGAAUAUUCAAUGGCAAGAGAAUUAAAAAAAAACAUUUUUAAUACCACAAGGAUACAGA
Archocentrus centrarchus (flier cichlid) is the source of this 1039-nucleotide messenger RNA. Its product is annotated as probable thiopurine S-methyltransferase. The transcript is spliced from 9 exons. The record is from RefSeq and is a predicted model, not a curated record. Bases 203 to 904 code for a protein of 233 amino acids. NCBI's taxonomy places the organism in Eukaryota, Metazoa, Chordata, Actinopteri, Cichliformes, Cichlidae. Gene Ontology annotation, molecular function: thiopurine S-methyltransferase activity.